CAUUUCCAGGAUCUCUCCACAUCGCCUUGCCUUUUCUGAAAAUGUGUUACCUGCAAACGGUUCUAGUGAUCCUUGCGGCUUUAAGUUUUCCUGUUAUAAACGGAUACAAAAAUGGAAAGGUGCAGAAAGCUUGUGAAAGCAUGAUGCCAGAACAUCACAGCCAGCCCAACAUUACAGCCAGUCCAUACACACUGACUGUGAAUGCCAGUAAAUUCAGCCCAGGGGACAACAUCAGAGUCACUCUCUCUGGAAGUGAGCCUUUCGAGGGCUUUUUAAUUCAGGCCAGAGACGCCACUAACAUUGAUGGAUCAGCUAUUGGUUCUUUCAAAUUGGUUGAUCUGAAGAUUUCUCAGCGUUUGACAUGCAACAGAAUAGAGGGUUCUGCUGUUAGUCACACAAGUGAUGUCAAAAAGAACAAAAUUGAGGUGAUCUGGAAAGCUCCAUUCAAUUCUCCUCCUGCUGUUCAGUUUCUCGCCACAGUUCUUGCUCACUACAAAGUUUUCUGGCUCAAACUUCGUGGUCCUGUGAUAACUCAUGGUGAUGUGACUCCUCCUCCAUCUCAGUCCACCACAGUCAUGUCUACACACUCUUCCAGCACCUCUAUAAUACCUCAGCCAUUCAGCUCAGAUGGAUGUGGCAGGCAGAAGUCUUGUUUCCUUGACCCUGUUGGCUGUAACCCUUCUGUGGACACAAAUUGCUUCUACCUCGCUUAUUCUACUACGGGGCAGACGGUUUUAUUUGAGCUCAGCGGACCUGCACAGGGAUACGUCUCCUUCGCUCUGUCUAGUGAUAAAUGGAUGGGUAAUGAUGAUGUAUAUUUGUGUGUAUAUGACGAGGGUCGUGUGAGUGUGGAAGCAGCUCACACUACAGGCAGGACAUAUCCUAAGGUGUCAUCCCAGUCGGUGCUGAUGGAUGUAGGCUGGAGAGUUUCAGAUGGAGUCAUUCAGUGCAAGUUCUCCAGAUCCAUAUACACCCAACAGGACCCGGUGCGCUUCAGUUUGAACAACAGCUACUACCUCUUCAUAGCACACGGCAGUGCAGAAUAUGGUAUGAUCCACAGACACACGCGGCAGCCGCUGAUAUCGUCCCAUCAUCAGGUCAUUACCGGCCCUCCUGAGAUACUGACAGGCUCUCGUUCUCCUCUCCUCAUGAAAUAUCAUGGAGCUUUAAUGCUGAUUGCCUGGAUGCUAGCAGGAAGCACUGGGACAUUAAUGGCGGGUUAUUUCAAACCUGACUGGCCUGAACAAACACUGUUUGGGCAGAAAAUAUGGUUUCAGGUCCACAGAACGUUGAUGUUUCUUACAGUUUUGCUCACAUCUGUGGGUUUCAUUGUGCCCUUUAUCUACAGAGGAAAAUGGAGCACAAGAGCGGGUGCUCAUCCAUUCCUGGGAUGCACUGUUAUGAUCCUGGCUUUCUGUCAGCCUUUAAUGGCUGCAUUCAGACCAGCUCCAGACUCCUCAAGGAGGUGGAUAUUCAACUGGCUGCACUGGGGUGUUGGAAAUGCAGCUGAAAUUAUUGCUGUGACUUCCAUAUUCUUGGGAAUAAAGCAACAGUCUCUUUUACUGCCAUAUCCGUGGACCACAGGGAUUCUCUCUGCUUUUGUGGUUUGGACAAUUGUGUUAAAGCUGGUGUUGCAACUUCAUAAGCAUGGUGUUAUUAGAAAAGCAGGGAGUGGAGAUGAAGAUAGACUUCCAGUUCUCUCUGAUAAUGCAAAAAAUGUAAACUGGGAUACUAUGUUUAGAUUGUCUGUUCUUGCUGUUUUUGUGCUUGGAAACUCAGCAUUCUGUAUCUCACUGCUCGCCGCCAUCAGGAACAUAUAGCCAAGGAAUGAAUCAUAUGGCAGCUUUUCUGGACAUAAAUUGGGACGAGAGCUUAGAUUUAUUCAUACAGAGAUACAGUUAAAUAUUAAUAUCUUUUCAUUUUAUUGAAUUUUAAGGUUUGAACAAUAAAUUUUUUGCAUUGAAAACAUCCUGCAAGGAAGAAACGUUUCUAUUAAGAUGCAAGAUGCAAACUCACAUCUAUUUUAAAUGAUUACUUUCACACAAGAAUAAAUGUUCACAAUAUAUGUAGGCAAUCAAAACAUAAAAUAUUUAAAAGACUCACGAUGUAAUAAUGGUACAGAAGACAGCUACUUGUAAAACCUCUGGAAGCUACAUUCAUAAUAUACUCUGUUACACACUCAAAGCAAUGGCUUUCUCUGGUCUUAAAGGGUUAGUUCACCCAAAAAUGACAUUUACCUCAUCAUUUAUUCUCCCUCGUGUGGUUUCAAACCGUUAUGAGUUUCUUUCUUCUGUUAAACAUGAAAGAAGAUAUUUUGAUGAAUGCUGGUUGCUGGCACCUAUCAACUUCCAUGGUAGGAAAAACAAUUACUAUGGAAGCCAAUGGGUGCCAGCCACCAACAUGUUUUAAAAUAUCUUAUUUCGUCAACAGAAGAAAGAAAGUCAAAUAGGUUUUGAACAAGUGAAGUGUGGGUAAAUGAUGUCAGAAUAAUAUACAGUUGAAGUCAGAAUUAUUAGCCCCCUUGAAUUAUUCGCUCCUGUUUAUUUUUUUCCCCAAAUUCUGUUUAACGGAGAGCAGAUUUUUUUCAACACAUAUCUAAAUAUAAUAGUUUUAAUAACUCAUUUCUAAUAACUGAUUUAUUUUAUCUUUGUCAUGGUGACAGUAACUAAUAUUUUACUGGAUAUUUUUCAAGACACUUCUAUACAGCUUAAAAAGAAAAAUUUAAAGGCUUAACUAGGCAGGUUAGGGUAAUUAGGCAAGUUAUUGUGUAACGAUGAUUUGCUCUGUAGACUAUCAAAAAAUAUAUAUAUAUAUGUAUUGCUUAAAGGGGCUAAUAAUAUUGACCUUAAAAUGUUUUUAAAAAAAUUAAAAACUGCUUUUAUUCUAGCCAAAAUAAAACAAAUAACACUUUUUCCAGAAGAAAAAAAUAUUAUCAGACGUACUGUGAAAAUUGUACUUGCUCUGUUAAACAUCAUUUGGGAAAUAUUUAAAACAAACAAAAAAAAAUGCAAAGGGUGGCUAAUAAUUCUGACUUCAGCUGUAUAUAUAUUUUUGGGUGAAAUAUCCCUUUGAAUUGCACUUUUGAUCAGGUUAAAACAAAUUUAAAUGUCAUUUUUAAAGUGACAAAAUAUCUUUUAAACAAGGAACUGAUUUGUUAAUCUAAAACUCAAAAUAUUUUUGUUAAUGGUGUAUGUAAUGUAAAAUUCAAAUAAUAAAUACAUUUCUCAGUGUU
Messenger RNA from Danio aesculapii, 3232 nucleotides. RefSeq names its product ferric-chelate reductase 1a (gene frrs1a). The record is from RefSeq and is a predicted model, not a curated record. Gene Ontology annotation, molecular function: oxidoreductase activity, acting on metal ions. The coding region runs from base 42 to 1820 and encodes 592 amino acids. Lineage: Eukaryota; Metazoa; Chordata; Actinopteri; Cypriniformes; Danionidae. The transcript has 15 exons.